Molecule: messenger RNA, 4198 nt
Organism: Nematostella vectensis (starlet sea anemone)
Lineage: Eukaryota; Metazoa; Cnidaria; Anthozoa; Actiniaria; Edwardsiidae
Product: lysine-specific demethylase 2B
Exons: 17
Coding region: 108-3317 (1069 amino acids)
Biological process (GO): protein demethylation; regulation of transcription by RNA polymerase II
Molecular function (GO): transcription coregulator activity; DNA binding; protein binding
Source: RefSeq, a predicted model, not a curated record
GCAAAACAUCGGCGCACAAGCAGAGCGAUUCGGUAGAUGACCCCUGAAGCCUGUAUAACAGUUCCACAAACGCUCUCAUGGAAUAAACACUGAUUUUUCUAGCAGGAAUGGAGUCCGAGAGUGCAGUUGGCCGUACGUUGAGGAGGCAACAGCGUAGAAAUUAUCAGGAUACAUCCCAGGAUGAUGAAAUCGAGGGAAAACGAACGUUCAGUCUUGAAGAAAAGCUCGCAAAUCCAGUCUUUGAAGCCGAUAGCUUUGUGCAAAUGUUGGAUGGCAAUGAGUUCUCCUUGAAAUAUGUCCAGAGUAACGGGUUUAAGACCCCGAUUUUGUUUAAAAGCACAGAAGGAUUGGAUAUGAAGAUCCCAGAUGCUGAGUUCACGGUUACAGAUGUAAAGAAUUUUGUUGGGGCACGAAGACUCGUCGAUGUUAUAGACGUGAAUACGCAACAGCCUUUAGAGCUUACAUUGCAGAACUGGGUGAAAUAUUUCACAAACCCGGAACGCGAGAAGAUUUACAAUGUGAUCAGUCUUGAGUUUAGCCAUACGAAGCUGCAAGACCUGGUGGAGUCCCCAUUAGUGGUACGUCAAAUUGAUUGGGUAGACACGGUAUGGCCAAGAAAUUUGAUAGAAGAGCAAAGAGAUUCGACAAAUUCCAUGGCAGACAUGAAGUAUCCGAAAGUCAAAAAGUAUUGCCUGAUGAGUGUGGGGGGAUGCUACACCGAUUUCCAUAUCGACUUCGGAGGCACAUCUGUGUGGUACCACCUGAUGAAAGGGAAAAAGAUUUUCUGGCUGAUUCCGCCAACGGAGCGUAACCUCCAACAGUACGAACGAUGGGUGUUGUCUGGCAAACAGCAAGAUUUCUUCUUUGGUGACCAAGUAGAGAAGUGCUCAAGGGUGACGCUUGUGAGCGGGGACACAUUUCUCAUCCCCACAGGAUGGAUCCAUGCCGUGUAUACCCCUGAUGACUCGCUAGUGUUUGGAGGGAACUUCAUACACAGUUACUCCAUCAGUGAGCAGAUUCGUAUAAGUCAGAUCGAGGACAACACCAAGGUUCCUCAAAAGUUCAGGUACCCGUUUUAUGCCGAAAUGAUGUGGUACGUUGCGGAGAAGUACGUUCGUCUUCUAACAAGAGACAGAGAAGAGCGCGUCAAAAUGGGAAAGCCGUUAACAAAACGCAAGAAACUGGCCGCUAAAGGAAAGGGGAAGGUGAAAAAAGAGCCAAAAGAGGAAAAAGAAAAUACAGAACAAACAGCCGACUCCGUUCAGCGACGAUCUAGUCGGGUUCCCAAGGUCCCCGCGCGACGCCUUCAGGACGGGAUUUCCUCAGACGACGAACCUCAACCAAAAAGAAAACGAAAGGGAAAGAUGAGUACAAAGCAGGAAAACUCGGGAGUGAAUGGGAAAAGUGAAGCGAAAUCAGAAAUAAAUGGAAAAAUGCCAGAAAAACCAGAAGUGAACGGAAAAGCUCGUGAGGGUUCCACAGAGGAAAGCGAAAAACCCUGGGAGCUAGUCUACCUAACAGAGCGGGAACUCUCAGGACUACGAGAGUUGAUUGAAAGGCUUCGGACUUGGCCUCAAGCACAGAAGAAUAUACCCGAGAGCAUUGAAAACCCCGAGGAGGUACUGAAGCAGCUAGAGGAACUGCUGGAUCUACACGAAGAUGAUGACCAGGAACUCGCUGUCUCUGGUGUCCAGGCACUGUUCCAAAUCGACCCUCCGCCCCCGCCAAGCAGUUCGGAGACUCCCAAGUCCCCUCGGCCAAAAGCAGGCGUUAUGAUGUCAAAGGUUGGAACCAAGGUUGGUCCAGGCGUGCGCAGAAGACGGACUCGAUGCGGUCAAUGUGAGGCUUGUACGAGAGAGGACUGUGGCGAGUGUAGGACGUGUAAGGACAUGAAGAAGUUCGGGGGGCCUGGUCGCAUGAAGCAGUCGUGCACCAAGCGUGCGUGCACUCAGCCAAACCUGCCCACCUGUGUUCGCUGUAUCGAGUGCAACAAGCUGGGCGAAGAGGAAAACCAAUUGAUGGAGUGCAGGCUUUGUGCCGAGAUCGUACACCCGUCGUGUAUCGACGCUCAACCGGACACCUUCCGAGUAGUCCCAGACAUUAACAACUGCUGGGAAUGUCCCAAGUGUUUUAGCGGUCAGGAGGAAAGUAACGACGAGAGUCCGAAACAAAAGUCUAAGAAAAGAAAGAUAAAACAUGAGGACUCCUCAAAAUCUGCAAAGCGAGGAACUGCCUCCCGCCAACCAAGCGAGUCCGAAGAAAGCGAUGAAGAAGUACUCGAAGACUCCGAAGAUAAUGAAUCCUUGCCAGCUGACAGUACAACUGGUACCCAGUCCACGCGCCGGCGGCGAGACCCCCCUGAACACGCCCCUUCCCCACCCCCACCCCCAACAGAAGUCAGCCCAAAGUACGUGAUCCGACCUGGGCCAAUCGAUCCCCCAAGCGAGACCCUGGAACUAGAGGGUGGGGUAGAACAUGUGCUUCGUCGAUCCACGUGGCUUCACGUGUUUGGCUUCUUGAGCCAAGAGGAGCUGUGCUUGUGUAUGCGUGUGUGCCGUACGUUUAACCGCUGGGCUAUGGAUAAGCACUUUUGGUCUGUGAUUGACAUGUCUCGUAAACCCGUUACCCCUUUGUCGUUGGAGGGUAUUGUCCGUAGACAACCAACCACGCUGAACCUCAGCUGGACAAAUGUCUCUUGCAAGCAGCUGCUUUGGUUAUUGGAUAGGCUUCCUCGGCUGCGUGAGCUCUACCUUAGUGGGACCACGGAAGCUACUGUCAGCGCGCUCCAGCACGUUAAUUGCCCUCGUAUCCAGGUCCUUGGACUCAGCUGGUCCACAGGGAUUACCGAUUCUUUGCUGCGUGAUCUCAUAAGUCCACCUGCGCCAUCUGAAACUCGCGUGGGGGCUGAGGACAGUAAAGGCCGCCUGAAUGAUCUGUGCACACUCUACCUUACCGGAAAUGACGUCACUGGGAAUACCCUUCGCCUGCUUGCCCAGUAUUGCCCGUCUCUGCGCAAAAUAGACUUGAGUUACUGCCCUAAGAUUUACGACGAGGAUGUUGAGGUCCUCGUGCGUCCAAACGUCACUAGUCGUAACGAUAGCGUGACGUGUAAAGAUUGCGUGACAGAAAUAUUGCUCUCGGGCUGCGGGAAGCUAACUGACGCAUGCCUUGUAUCGCUCAACCGCUGGCCUUACCUGCAGCGCCUGGAUCUUCGUUCUUGUCACAAGGUGUCGCGCUCCGAAAUUGAGAAAUUCGUGGAGCGGCGAAAGGAGCAGCUUAAGAUCAUAGACGAGAAGCUUGUUGUUGCCGCGUCGUAGCGUCAGCGCUCUGUACGCUAGGCCUGGAGACCACUAACCUCCUUGCGAAUGCGCUGAAUCCAAGUAGAAGACGGGAACGGGAUUACAGCUGCUUUACCCAUGACAACCACUACUACUUCUCCCUAGAAUUACUGCUUUUUCAUCAGCAAUGAGUCCUAACUAAUCAACAUUCAGAGUUAUUUUGGCGACUUCUUCUAGCCUGGCUAUUUCUGUGUAGGCCCAUUCAAUAAUUGUUCUUAGAAAGACGCUCUCAUCCCCCUCCCCACCCCCUCUAACUACGCCCGUAGUGAUAUCCUUCAGGGUCAGCUUUAAAGAUGAUUAAUCCUUGAUCUUAUAGACUCUAAAGCAGACUUUUGUGAUGAAUAUUUUAGACAAAAACAAAACAAAAAAACAUUGCAAGCAAAGGUGUACAUAUUAUUUCAUAUCCUUCAAUCACUGUGAAAUUCAAUCCAUCCUUACAAUAAGACAGGCUUCAUUCUUCAUGCUUAGGCAUAUAACAGUAGUGUAUACAUGAUUAUAUUUUCAAAAUAGUUAUAAUAUCAUAUCCCAGUAUUCAAGAGAACCAAACCAACUAGUAUCGCAUAAGUCGGCUACAGAGGCCUAUUCGUAACCGUUCGGAUACUUGCCCGUUUUUUAGAGCCUGAUUUGUUGAUAUUUCAAAGCUUUGGAGUUGUACAAAAAUUGAUUAGCUGCUAUGUAUGUGAGUAAUAAUCGUGAAAUGUGAAACCGCGAUUUUACUUAAUAUGAACAUUAAGAUUUUGUUUGCGUUUGAAGCUUUUUGCUUAAAUUUUGCCAAGCUUAUUAUAUAAAAUGUACGUUAAUGCAGCUUUUGUAAGUAAAUUUUAAAUGACCAUUAAAAUUAAAUAUACCAUUUUCCUGUG